AUGUUUAAGAAGUUCUUCGUCAAGCCCAGCUCUGUCCAAUCUGAUGCAAAAUCGUCGCCAUCCUCAUCUGGACUGUCAACUGACCAUCUAGGAGAAAAGGACAUUCCUAGUUUGAAAAGAAGGCACUCACUGGUAUUGCCAUACUCGGAAAGUCUAUUUUUGAAUGCUAGUCAGAAAGCAGUCGAGCUGGAUGACAUAAGUAUUGACCCGUUCGAACACCCUUCGAUACGAAGAAGCAAAAGCAUUGCUGAGGGAAUGCUUGAUAGGAAUGGAAAAGGUUACAAAGCGCUGACACUAAAGCUUAGUAAGUCAGUUAGAUUUGAAAGCGAUGACCGCUUUGCAGAACGAGGACUAGCUCUCUUCGAUAGCUCUUUUGAGCAUGUAAUAUCGAAAGAACUUUCCCAGGGUUUGGAAACUGGUGAGUUCAAGCAAAAAGUAGAGUGUUUUCCUAAGAUUAGCUCUUUCAAACCUUCCCCGGCUAAAUCUAUUACAUCUUCAUCUUAUUGUGAUAUUUCAGAGAGUGAUCCACGACUCGAUUUCCUAACUCUAAAAGAAUACAAGACUUUUGAAAGCAAUGAACAACAAAUGGUGACAUUGUGGACUGAAGAUAACGAAAGUGUUGGGACAGAAAGGCCCUUAACCACAAAUUCCAAUGACAGCUCGCAAGGAUGCAAUGACAGCAGUUAUCUUCGCAAGUAUCCGUCUAGAAGUUCGUCCAUUGAGAACCAUAUUAUAUCAAAUGAAGAUAUGAGCCUUAUCCUUGAGUAUUUGAGUCCAUUUAUCGAAUACGACAGCAGCACCAUGUCUAAGAAUGUGUCAACCUUUCAUGUAUUAGUUAAAAAUGCAGCAAUUGCCGCAAACGGAAUGGUUGCGAAAAAGAAUUCACGGAUUCUUGAGCUAGAGGAAGAACUCCAUAGCUUAAAACAAGAUUAUGAAAGAGAUUUGGAUUCUUUUGGCAAUGCAAUAGAUCAAGUUGACUCGAAAAUAGAGUCCAUUAGUAAUAGAAUUGAAUUAGUAUUCCAAGAAGAAUCAAAAGUUUCUUUAGCUAUCCAAGCUGAGAAAAUCAAAUUGGCUCUGCUUUCCGAAGUUCUAGAAUGCAUUCAUAAGCACAACACUGAGAAAAUGCCCCUAAAUGAGUUUCUUCAACAGAUCCUAGAUAACAGCUGUACUUUGAGAGGGAAGGAAGUUGCGAUGUCUGAGAUUGAGACUGAAAUGCGUUCAAAAGUUUCAGUGCUAGAGCAGAAAUUGUGUAAAGCUCAAGCGGAUGAAACAUACAAAGCGGAGCUACUAAAUAAGUCUGUGCUCGAGUUAAAAGAUGAAAUAAUGGCAAAGGACAAAGUGAUUCAAGACAUCCAAAACAGUCUAAUUGAGCUUCAGAAGGUUAAUAGAAAUUUGGGUAUUGAUUUGGAAGCUUGUUCCCAAAAAUUUCAGUCUUCAGAACUGCAAUUGAAUAUUGAAAUGGCAAGAAAUGUGAGUAUGAAAUCUACAAUUAAAAACCUUCAAGACAAAGAAAAUAAAAGUCAAGUCUUGUUCACAGAGCUUGAGCUUGAAAAUCAAAGCACUUCUUCUUCCUAUGAAUAUGAAUUAAAGUUGCAGACCAUUGAAAUUAAAAAACUUAUUAAAGAAAAUAAGAUGUUUAUUAAUACUAUAAAUGAAAGAGAUGGCCAGAUAGGGAAAUUGAAAUGCUCUAUUCAACGAUAUCAUGCUAAGCUCAAAAAUGCAAAUCAAUCAAAUAAGAUGCUAAAGUUCCACCUAAUAGAAAUGAUUCAGAUUGUUGCAAUAAGAUUGUCGGAUUUUAUUGAACAAGAUUCGAACAACCUUGUUCAAGAUGCCUUACAAAUAAUUACUAGCUCUGAAGAUUUGCAUUCCACUAUCGAGUCAGAUAAAGAAUUGGAGUCUCUAAGUGUUAAUAAGGUAUUACUUGAGUCUGUCAUUCAUUUCGUAAGUAGUGCAAUUGAAAACUUGAUUGAGAUAUUCAAACAGAACGAAAUAAUGCUAAAAAUCGAGCUUGAUAAUAAGGCUGGUGCAUAUCACAAUAUGCUAGAAAAGUUGAUAGACAUGAUGUCAGAGAGAGGUAUAAUAAAUAGUCCCACAAGGAGAAGAAUUAGGACGAAAUUCAAUUAA
Molecule: messenger RNA, 2124 nt
Organism: Dujonia railenensis
Lineage: Eukaryota; Fungi; Ascomycota; Pichiomycetes; Serinales; Debaryomycetaceae
Source: the annotation of a GenBank genome assembly